GGGCUGGCCGCGGCAUAAAUAGGAGCCCGGCGGCGCGGGCUGCCAGGAGCGGUGACUGGAGCUCGCUUGGCGGAGCGCGGAGACAGACAGACACCAGGCACCGCCGGGGAAUCCCGUCCCAGCAAGGCGCCCCCAUGACUCUGAACCGCGGGGACAAGCCGCGCUACCUGGAGAAGCGGCGCUGCAGCACGCCCUUCGCCGCCCACCAGCACCUGCACCGGCGGAGCAUGCCCGUGGAUGACCGGGAGCUGCAGGCGUCCGUCCCGCCCGGCGCGCUGCUGGGCGAGUUCUCCCCGCUGGUGCGCUGCACCUCCUACAACCCGGACCGCGAGAGCUGGGCGUCCGACUCCUCCGACUCGGUCAUCUCCUCGGGCAGCGACUCCGACAGCAACCUCUACAAGGUGAUCCUGCUGGGCGAGCACGGCGUGGGCAAGACCAGCCUGGCCCGGAUCUUCGGCGGGGUGGAGGACUGCCCCGAGGCGGAGGAGGCAGGGAAUACAUAUAACAGAUCGAUUAUAGUCGAUGGAGAAGAAGCUUCUCUCAUAGUGUUUGACAUAUGGGAGCAGGACGACAGUCAGUGGCUUCAAAAUCAUUGUAUGAAAAUGGGGGAUGCCUAUAUUAUUGUGUACUCAGUGACAGACAAAGUUAGUUUUGAAAAGGCCUCAGAACUGAGAAUUCAGCUAAGAAGAGCAAGACAAACAGAAGAUAUUCCCAUCAUUCUUGUAGGGAAUAAAAGUGACCUUGUCCGAUCCAGAGAAGUCUCAGUAGAUGAGGGUCGGGCCUGCGCUGUGGUGUUUGACUGCAAAUUCAUUGAGACGUCGGCUGCUCUUCAUCAUAAUGUGAAGGACCUGUUUGAAGGUAUCAUUCGACAAAUCAGACUUCGCAAAGACAGUAAGGAAGACAAUGCCAGGAGAAUGGCCAACACAAAAAGAAGAGAAAGCAUAAGCAAAAAGGCAAAGCGAUUCCUUGGGAGAAUUGUGGCAAAGAACAAUAAGAAGAUGGCUUUCAAGGCAAAGUCAAAGUCUUGCCAUGAUUUAUCUGUGCUUUAGAAUCUUUCGGCAAGGCCAGAUGCUGCCCAUGGGUUGUGAACAAGCAUUUGACUUAUGAAAAGUGUGGACAAACCUAUGUGACUUAUUUGGGACUCUCCCUAAUGCCUUAUGGCUAAUAAGCAAGACCUGGAAGUUGUAUUACCAUGUUCACUUCAGUGGUAAAUGGUUUAAGCAUCAGUGUGCAAGUAAAUGAACUAAUUUUAAACAAGUGGCUUCAUAUGCCCUCGUUUUCACUGUGUACAUUUGUUGCAUGUCCUCCUGUCCUGUGGAUACCAGAGAUGCAAAGAUAAAGGAUGAUAGGAAGUGAAAUAUCA
Molecule: messenger RNA, 1363 nt
Organism: Mauremys reevesii (Reeves's turtle)
Lineage: Eukaryota; Metazoa; Chordata; Testudines; Geoemydidae
Gene: RRAD
Product: RRAD, Ras related glycolysis inhibitor and calcium channel regulator
Exons: 5
Coding region: 135-1049 (304 amino acids)
Biological process (GO): negative regulation of high voltage-gated calcium channel activity
Cellular component (GO): plasma membrane
Molecular function (GO): GTP binding; calcium channel regulator activity; GTPase activity
Source: RefSeq, a predicted model, not a curated record